AUGACUAUUCACGCCAAACACUAUGCUGGACUCAUCAUUUAUCGUAUACCCAACAGAACCAAACAUCAUCACAACAGCAACAGUAAACCAGCAGGCAUCGAAUACUUACUGCUAAAUGACUCUUUUUCUGCUAAAAAGCACUGGUUCUGUACGAAGGGCCAAAUUAUUGGUGACGAAGACGAACUCCAGUGUGCACUGCGUGAAACUCUUGAAAGUACUGGACUCAAAGCAACAGACUUGAUGGUGGAAGAUGGAUUUGCUAUUGAACUGAAAUACUUGUCAUCUAAUACUCCCAAAACUGUAAAGUACUUUUUAGCCCGCUUAUCAAACCAGCAUAAUGGAAAAGUGAUUUCAAACACGGAGGGACUUCAACUCCAAUGGUAUCCUCAGUUCCAUGCAUCGGAAAAGACCGUAUUCAAAAGCAUGCAAGAUGCCAUUCAAAUGGCGCAAGACUUUAUUCAAACUAAGCAGCAGCAGCAGCAGCAGCAGCAGCAGCAACGCCAAACGAGGAUGAACCAUGAACCAAGCUUAGACACUCUUUCCAACGUAAAGGACACGAGCGUAGACUCUCGACUUAUUCAUGAAUGUACAAAAGACUUUAAACCAAGAGCGCGUAGCCAUAGUCAUCAUCAUUUAGGCUAUAGUGUUUCCAACCAUGAUCAUGGCCAUUCUCCACCGUGGGCGACCGUCAGCAGCUUGUAUAAGACGAGAUUAUGUGAAAAAUUUGACAAAGAAGGAAGCUGCCCUUACAACAUAAAAUGUCACUUUGCCCAUGGGGUCGGUGAGUUAAGAGGAAGAAUACUACCUAGCAACGCAAUGACAGAUGGUCAAACAAAAGAUCCAUCUCUCCAACCAAAGGGUGAGUUACUUUAUCCUCUCGAUCAAGGUAUACCCACGAUCACAGAAGAGAUGGCUUGCGACAACAAGAACAAUGGUCAUUCUUUAUACAAAACAAAAUUAUGUGAAAAGUUUUUAAGAGACAAUUUUUGUCAAUACGGUCCAAAGUGUCAUUUCGCUCAUGGACAUAAAGAAUUGAGAAUAACCAACGCUAGGUUGAAAGACAGAAAGAAAAUAGCAGAUAUGAACGGCAAUAAUAGCCUGCGUACAAAAGCGAAUGCGAAUCCAAUUCAAUAUAAGCAACAAGAAAAGCAGCAGCAGCAGCAGCAGCAGCAACAACAACAACAACAACAACAACAACAGUUAUAUUCAAGCCUUUAUGAGGAUGCCAUCCAUGCAGACACCGAAUACACAAUGGGUGACUUGACAUGUGACGAUAAGAAAAAAGCUAAAAAAUUAAGGUCAUUGAGUUUCUCAGCAGUGGGCACACCGCUUUUAUCCGCAAGCGUAUCAGCAUUCGCAUGUCCAUUGAAGAGUGCCAAAUCAAACCGGACAAAAAAAGGGGCAUCCGAUAGGAUAAGGACAGCAGAGAAAAUCAAAAUGGAAGACAACAUCGAUGAUACCCCUCAGCCGCCCGUACAAAAGCUUCGUAGACCAGAUUUAAAAAAUCACCAGCAAGCGGAUGUUCGUCGUAUGAGCAGCAAUAAAAACAGUAGUAGUAGGCAUAGCUCACACAAAGGCAAAGUAGUUCACACUUGCCUAGACGACGACAAAGACAUGAAUCCUCCUCCUCCAUGGAUGGAAAUUGCCAAAGCCCCGGAAGACGACGCAGCACAUCAAACACACUUUGCAGAUAACCUCAGCGGCAUGGUGGCUGCUGUACCAAAAACGGCUGUGAGCAAUCACCCACCCAUGAUGAACCAUCCUCAUGUAGAGCAAAUUAUCUGUGGAUUAAAAAAAAAAUGCCUCAAAACAGAUCAGCAAGACAAUGUCAAAGCAAACCGCUGUAAUAACAACAGCAGCGAUAUUCAUAAAAUAGUACCUCACGAUGUAAAAGAAUUCAUAAAGAUUGAGAUGCGCAAUGAAUUAUUGAAGAAAGAGUUACUCUUUAUUAUACUAACAGUUCUAUUAGAAGGCGAAAUGGACCAGCUUUCAAAUAUACUAGUCAACCUGAAAGUAAAGGAGCAUCUUUUGAAAGCUUUUGUAAAAUCUACCACAGAUCAGCUGUCCCUUUUGAACGCUUGGCAAGCUUAUGUCAAUGAUCGAAAUCGCUCAUUAGUCAAUAAGACGCUUUUGGUUCUUAUUUAUUGGUACGAUUCAGAGUUGAUUGAAGAAAAAGUAUUUCUGAAUUGGUAUGAUACGCUUGACAAUCGCUCCGUAUUGAAGAAGAAGAGCUGCAAAUUUAUUGAAUGGCUGCAUGAAAGUACUUUUGAAGAGGACGAGUAG
Molecule: messenger RNA, 2283 nt
Organism: Mycotypha africana
Lineage: Eukaryota; Fungi; Mucoromycota; Mucoromycetes; Mucorales; Mycotyphaceae
Exons: 5
Coding region: 1-2283 (760 amino acids)
Molecular function (GO): metal ion binding; mRNA binding; protein binding
Source: RefSeq, a predicted model, not a curated record